CGAUUCACGUAGUUCAACGAAUCUCUACAUGUCUCCUUCCGGUUAAAGUUUUCCUUCUUUUUAGCAAAAUGGCUCCCAAAGCGAAGCCCACGGAUAAAGCAGCAGGCAAAGCGUCUGAAAAGAAGGCAGAAAAGAAGACUGAGAAGAAACCAGCGACAGCUGCUUCGACGUCGAAAGUAACAAAACCAGCAGCAAAACCAGCUACUGCUGCAAAGAAAGCAGCACCAGCAAAAUCAGCAAGCGCUACAAAGCCUGCAGCGAAACCAGCUGCAAAGGCUGCACCUAAAGUUGCUGCUAAACCAGUGACUGCCAAGCCUAAGAAACCUACUCAGCCUGCGAAGAAAACACCUAAGGGUGGAAAAUCAGCUGCGCCGCUUCAGAAAGCUCUUAAAGCUCAGAAAAAGAUAUUGAAAGGUGUCCAUGGAUCCAGAGUAAGGAAAAUAAGGACAUCUGUCCAUUUUCAUCGUCCCAAGACUUUCAGGCCACCGAGGAAUCCAAAAUACCCACGAAAAUGUGUCCCAAGCAGAAAUCGUAUGGAUGCAUUCAAUAUCAUCAAAUUUCCUCUAACUACCGAAGCUGCUAUGAAAAAGAUUGAAGACAACAAUACUUUAGUUUUUAUUGUACAUACUCUUGCUAACAAAUACCACAUCAAAUCAUCGAUUAAGAAGUUAUAUGACGUUGACGUGGCUAAAGUUAACACAUUAAUUGGACCUGAUGGUAAGAAAAAGGCGUACGUACGAUUAACUCGUGAUUAUGAUGCACUUGAUGUUGCCAAUAAGAUUGGUAUAAUAUAAAUGACUGGUAUGAAGCGUCUCUAUACGAAUAAAAAAUGUUGAUACAAAAAACCA
This is a messenger RNA of Osmia bicornis bicornis, 848 nucleotides long. RefSeq names its product 60S ribosomal protein L23a (gene RpL23A). The coding region runs from base 69 to 794 and encodes 241 amino acids. The transcript is spliced from 4 exons. The record is from RefSeq and is a predicted model, not a curated record. Gene Ontology annotation, biological process: translation; ribosomal large subunit assembly. Gene Ontology annotation, molecular function: rRNA binding; structural constituent of ribosome. NCBI's taxonomy places the organism in Eukaryota, Metazoa, Arthropoda, Insecta, Hymenoptera, Megachilidae. Gene Ontology annotation, cellular component: cytosolic large ribosomal subunit; ribosome.